Molecule: messenger RNA, 4294 nt
Organism: Columba livia (rock pigeon)
Lineage: Eukaryota; Metazoa; Chordata; Aves; Columbiformes; Columbidae
Gene: COG5
Product: component of oligomeric golgi complex 5
Exons: 22
Coding region: 360-2807 (815 amino acids)
Biological process (GO): intra-Golgi vesicle-mediated transport
Cellular component (GO): COG complex
Source: RefSeq, a predicted model, not a curated record
GGGUCCUGCCUGAGGGCGGUGUUGGGCCGGGCGGGCAGAGCCGGAGGAGAGGCCGCGGUGCUCGGGACGGGGCGAGGAUGGCGGGGAAGCCCGUGCUGUGAAGUGACUGAAAGUUUCGGCGGCGUGAGGCCGGGGCUGCUGCCGAGCGACCCCGCGCGGGCCGGAGACCCCGGUGCGGCACAGGGACUGUCACAGCGCGGGCCCCUGACGGGGACAAAAAGUGCUCUGAGAGACGAGGGUGCUUGGUGACACCGAUGUGUGCUGUCCGGAAACUCGGGUCCUGCUUGAUCCAGAGUCAUCGCUGCAGUAUCAUUCCUUAAUUUAGUGUUUUUAAACCAAUACCGUUAUGAGAGUCCGGCAUGAUUUCAUGGAGUGGUGUCUCAUGCCGCCUCGAUCCUCCGCAGUCUGAAGAAUGUUAUGCUGACUUCUUCAGAGAAGAUUUUGAUGUGAAAGCUUACACUUCCCAGUCCAUCCAUCAGGCUGUGAUAGCUGAGCAACUAGCAAAACUUGCCCAAGGUAUUAGUCAGUUGGAUAAAGAGCUUCAUUUACAAGUUGUUGCAAGACAUGAAGACCUGUUGGCCCAAGCAACUGGAAUUGAAUCCCUGGAAGGUGUCCUUCAAAUGAUGCAGACUAGGAUUGGUGCUCUACAAAGUACUGUUGAUAGAAUUAGAGUCAAAAUUGUUGACCCCUACAACAAAAUAGUGUCUCGCACAGCUCAGCUAGCAAAACUUCAAGCUGCCUGUGACUUGCUGCGGAGGAUAAUACGCAUCUUGUAUCUCAGUAAGAGGCUUCAAGGACAACUGCAAGGAGGAAGCAGAGAGAUAACAAAAGCUGCCCAGAGUCUCAAUGAACUUGAUUACCUUUCUCAAGGGAUAGACCUGUCUGGAAUAGAAGUAAUUGAAAAUGACCUGCUUUUUAUUGCAAGAGCUCGGCUUGAGGUGGAAAAUCAGGCUAAAAGGUUACUUGAGCAAGGUGUGGAGACUCAGAAUCCUACUCAAGUGGGAACUGCUCUUCAGGUUUUCCAUAACCUUGGGACUUUGAAGGAUACCAUCGCUAAUGUGGUGGAUGGAUACUGCACAGGCCUGGAGGAGAACAUUAAAAAUGCUUUGGAUAUCAAAGUGUUGACCCAACCGUCUCAGGCGGCUACAAGAGGUGGCCCUGGUAGAGCUGCUAUGCCAACACCUGGGAACACGGCAGCUUUUCGAGCAGCCCUCUGGACAAACAUGGAAAAACUCAUGGAUCAGAUCUGUGCUGCUUGUGGACAGGUGCAGCAUUUGCAGAAAGUAUUGACAAAGAAAAGAGAUCCUGUGUCACAUGUCUGCUUCAUAGAGGAAAUACUUAAGGAUGGCCAGUCUGACAUUUUGUACAAAUUUUGGACUGCAGUAACACAGACACUUUCAUCUCAGUUUCAGUCAGCAACAGACUCCUCUAUGUUUCUGAAACAAGCUUUUGAAGGAGAGUACCCAAAAUUACUGAGGCUUUAUAAUGACUUGUGGAAGCGCCUGCAACAAUAUAGUCAAAAUAUUCAGAGGAAUUUUAACACAAGUGGAACUACUGACCUCUUUGCUGAACUACAGCAAAUGGAAGAAGAUACACAGGACAUCUUCAUGCAGAAAAAACAAGAUUAUGAUCCAGAAAAGGCCUUGAAAGAUUCACUGCAACAAUAUGAAGCUGCUUAUUUGUCAAAAUCUUUGUCUCGACUCUUUGACCCCAUCAAUCUCGUCUUCCCUCCUGGAGGUCGGAAUCCUCCUUCUUCUGAUGAGCUCGACAGCAUCAUUAAAACUAUAGCCAGUGAGCUAAAUGUGGCUGCUGUUGAUCCAGACCUGAGUUUAGCUGUGGCAAAAAAUGUGGCAAAGACCAUUCAGCUCUACGGUGUGAAGUCUGAGCAGCUUCUGUCUACCCAAGGAGAUGCCAGCCAGGUGAUUGGACCACUCACAGAGGGACAGAGAAGGAACGUGGCUGUAGUUAAUUCACUGUACAAACUGCACCAGUCGGUUCUGAAGGUCAUUACCAAUCAGAGCUCAUUUCCAGCAGCCGCUGAGCAAACAGUUACAACUGCCUUAAAGGUGGUCCAUGAUCUAAUGGGUAGUGCUGUUCAACCGUUACUGAACUCUGUAGGAGAUUCAGUAGAAGCUAUUAUCAUCACUAUGCACCAGGAAGAUUUUUCUGGAUCAUUACCUAGCUCAGGAAAACCAGAUGUCCCCUGUUCUCUGUACAUGAAAGAACUCCAGGGUUUUAUAGCAAGAGUCAUGAGCGACUACUUCAGACAUUUUGAAUGUUUCGACUUUGUCUUUGAUAACACUGAGGCCAUGGCUCAAAGAGCAAUUGAACUUUUCAUUCGCCAUGCCAGUCUAAUAAGGCCCCUUGGUGAAGGUGGGAAGAUGCGGCUUGCAGCGGAUUUUGCGCAGAUGGAGUUGGCAGUUGCACCGCUGUGUCGGCGAGUCUCUGACCUAGGAAAGUCGUACAGACAGCUGAGGUCGUUCAGACCACUGCUGUUCCAGACCAGUGAGCAUAUUGCCAGUAGCCCAGCUCUGGGAGAGGUUAUUCCAUUCAGCAUUAUUCUUCAGUUCUUAUUUGCAAGAGCACCACCAGAGUUAAAAUCACCCUUCCAGAGGGCUGAGUGGUCCAUUGCCCGCUACUCCCAGUGGCUCGAUGAUCAUCCAUCUGAAAAAGACAGGCUCGCUCUCAUACGAGGUGCACUGGAAGCUUAUGUUCAAUCAGUAAGAACAAGAGAGGAAAAGGAGUUUGCACCAGUCUAUCCCAUAAUGGUUCAGCUGCUGCAGAAAGCCAUGUCGGCCCUUCAGUGAGUAUGUUUGGACAACUCUUCCAAAAGAGGGAAUGGACAGUACCACAGUCAUGGGUCUUUGUACUUCUGGUUCAUGUAAAUUAUUCCCAAACACAUGGGCUUUAUAGUGAAACACAAGUACCUCCUUCAUCCAUGCAACUUCUGCCUUUUUGCUUUACAUUCGCAUUAUAGAACUUACUUACUUAUACACAACUAUUAUAAGGAAAUUGUAUAAUUUCUAUGUGCUGUGAGCCUACAUCUAAUAAAAAUGAAUCAUUCUUGAGCAUUCCUUUUGAAUUUAGAAAGGUUUAAAAUCAGAACAUACUCAGACAUUACAGUGUAGUUGCUGAAUAUCUCAAAUAAGGAAGAUGCUCUUUUCCUCCAAGUACAGUUUUAAACAGUUGGAUACAUUUUAGCCUUAUUCAGAGAACUGUACUUUUGAAACUCUAGAAUCAUCAGUUUCCAUCUAAAAAAUCACUAAUUUUAACACAAGGAAAAAUAUUUCUAGAUUUACAUAAAUGGUUCUCUAGUGCACUGUUAUUCACUUUGAAAUAAUUUAUAUUGAUUUCAACUCUCUUUUUGCUUAAACUGUAAUAAAGAGCUUUGACUUAUCUAAUCCUGAACUCGGUAUUUGGAAUUCUUCAGCAGCUUCCCAAGUGCAAAGCAUCACACCAUACAGGACUGACUUCAUGAUGUCUUCAUCUUAUAAAAUACACACCACCAAAUUUUAAUGACUUUAUUUGAAAUAAUAUACAAGAAUAUAGUGUGCAAAAAAUUUUAGGGGCAACAUCAUGUAGACAUGUGUCAAACUGAAAUUUACAGUUGUGAUUCUUAAAAAAAAGAAACACACGGCUGUUUAGUACAUGAAAAGCCACGAUUGUAAAAGUUCACAGCAGAAGCAAUUUGUAAUCCUAAUGCAGCUGCUCUAAUUUUAGACAGUUGGAGGAAAAAAAAGUAAAGUGCAAGUGUUGCACGUAUAGUUAAGUGCAAAGUUUGCCCCCACCAUAAAGAUGUCGUAUGGCAAAAUAAAAUAUUGUAGAAUAUGUGGCAAAGACAAAACACAGAGUUAAAACUAUGAUGGUGAUGGUAGCAACAGCACCAUUUUUUUCUUGAGAUAACGCUACUUAUUCGUUUCAUCCUGUCUUGGGCCAUUGUUUCUACUGGAAAUAACAGCUCUCACUAGUGCCGGCUGGUGCAAAAAACAGCUCCCUUGUGGCUACAAGUGUUUGACGUGGCAACCCAAGCGGCAGCUCCCGCGCUCCACGACCCUGCGCUCUCCAUCCACCACGUUCCGGUAACUUGUUGGCAUCUGGGCAGGCUGGGAAGCAAGAGGCUGAGAGUACGUUUUGCCAUUUCAGAAAAGCCCAGGCCCCAGAAUCGUAAUCAAUAAUAUGGUUGUGCAAUACAUAUUAAUCAGCAAUAAGAAUCAGUGUAUAUAAACAGCUGUUACGUAUUUUAAAAUUCCCCUUUUUGUACAUUUUCUUCUAAAAAUAAACAUUUUUACAGGUC